ACGAGUGGAGUUAUUUUUUAAGUUUUCCUAACUCUGCAAUGCUGUUAUAUUACAUCCAUAACUUCAAACGAAGUGCCACACGGCCGCAGUCCCAAUCAAUUCAAAGACACAAGUGCUGGGGACAUCCUCCUCCCGCCCGGCCAGCGGACCCCGGCCCCGCCUCCUUGACCGGCUCGGGUCCCGCCCCGAGACAUUCCCAGGCCCAGUCCCCAGGCGCGCAGAGAACCAAUCACCAUCCGUUUUCACGCUCAGUCCUUUUUGGCUUCUGCCCUCAACCAAAAUGGCGCUAGCCCGGAUGUUGCCGAGGCUCUAGGAGUUGCCGAAGCAAGUCCGGAAGCCACCGAGCGAGUCCGGAAGUUGCCGAAAGGGAGCAGCGGCGAAGGAGGAUGGCGGAUAUCAUCGCAAGACUCCGGGAGGACGGGAUCCAAAAACGUGUGAUACAGGAAGGCCGAGGAGACCUCCCCGACUUUCAGGAUGGGACCAAGGCCACGUUCCACUACCGGACGCUGCACAGUGAUGACGAGGGCACCGUUCUGGAUGACAGCCGGGCGCGAGGCAAGCCCAUGGAGCUCAUCAUUGGCAAGAAGUUCAAGCUGCCCGUGUGGGAGACCAUCGUGUGCACCAUGCGUGAGGGGGAGAUUGCCCAGUUCCUCUGUGACGUCAAGCAUGUGGUCCUGUACCCGCUGGUGGCCAAGAGUCUCCGAAACAUCGCGGCAGGCAAGGACCCCCUGGAGGGCCAGCGGCACUGCUGUGGCGUCGCGCAGAUGCAAGAGCACAGCUCCCUGGGUCACGCCGACCUGGACGCCCUGCAGCAGAACCCCCAGCCCCUCAUCUUCCACAUGGAGAUGCUGAAGGUGGAGAGCCCUGGCACAUACCAGCAGGACCCAUGGGCCAUGACGGAUGAAGAAAAGGCAAAGGCAGUGCCGCUUAUCCACCAGGAGGGCAACCGGUUGUACCGUGAGGGACACGUGAAGGAGGCUGCCGCCAAGUACUACGAUGCCAUUGCCUGCCUCAAGAACCUGCAGAUGAAGGAACAGCCCGGGUCCUCUGACUGGAUCCAGCUGGACCAGCAGAUCACGCCGCUGCUGCUCAACUACUGCCAGUGCAAGCUGGUGGCCAAGGAGUACUACGAGGUGCUGGACCACUGCUCCUCCAUUCUCAACAAGUAUGACGACAACGUCAAGGCCUACUUCAAGCGGGGCAAGGCCCACGCGGCCGUGUGGAACGCCCGGGAGGCCCAGGCUGACUUUGCCAAAGUGCUGGAGCUGGACCCGGCCCUGGCGCCCGUUGUGAGCCGAGAGCUGCGGGCCCUGGAGGCUCGGGUCCGGCAGAAGGACGAAGAGGACAAGGCCCGCUUCCGGGGCAUCUUCUCUCAUUGACAGGAGCGCUCGGCCCCACCUCACCUGCCAAGCCGCAGCUACCGCUGCCAGCCCUCCUGCUCCCGCUCCGUCUUGCUUCUGUGUAUAUAAAAACCUUUAUUUAUCUCUC
Messenger RNA from Saimiri boliviensis boliviensis (Bolivian squirrel monkey), 1488 nucleotides. RefSeq names its product AHR interacting HSP90 co-chaperone (gene AIP). The record is from RefSeq and is a predicted model, not a curated record. Gene Ontology annotation, molecular function: peptidyl-prolyl cis-trans isomerase activity; protein binding. Lineage: Eukaryota; Metazoa; Chordata; Mammalia; Primates; Cebidae.